Molecule: messenger RNA, 5020 nt
Organism: Schistocerca cancellata (South American locust)
Lineage: Eukaryota; Metazoa; Arthropoda; Insecta; Orthoptera; Acrididae
Exons: 8
Coding region: 1-1728 (575 amino acids)
Source: RefSeq, a predicted model, not a curated record
AUGUGGUCCGUGCUGCAGAUGGUAGCGGUGCUGGCACUGUUUGUGUUGGCCGCGGCGAGCACGUCGACGUCGGGAGCACACCGCGGCCCCCCGGACCACGCCCCCUCGGGCCACGCCCCCUCGGGCCACGCCCCCUCCCUGGAGCCCGCCGACGGGCGUCGCGGCGCCCGCGCCUUCCGCAUCCCCGCGCCUUACCGGCCGCUGCUGCUGGCCGGGGGCGGCUGCCGCCAGGGCGAGAAGUGCGACACGACGCCGCAGCACACGCAGGAGCUGAUCGAGAAGUUUCUGAAGGAAUUGGCGGCAUCUACGCGCGACCGACCACCAGCACAGGUUGCUACACCAAUCAGGGACCAUGACAACAAGAUCGACCCCGGGAAUCGACUGCGGCCAUCGACCGAGGAACCCACCAACAGGUUGGCGAGCCUGUACCUGGACAAUGAGGAGGCUGCUGACAAAAGCAGCGGCAGCAGCAGCAGUGAGUCCAGUGAGAGAGACACGGGCCCUGUCGAGGGUUCCAGUGAUGGCGACGGCGAGCUGGGCUCCAGCGAGCACAGCUGGAGUUUGCUGGAGUCCAAAAGCCACCGUCAUCCCUACGACGAUCGUGACGGCUGGGUGACGCUGGAGGCAGUGCCCUGGGCCGCUGCCAAGGUCGCUAAAUGGAAGCCCAACCCCGGCCGCCGACCACCCUGGGUCACGCUACAGAAUAGCUACGGGGGCCAGCAGAGCAGUCCCCCCCACGACCGCUGGGACCGACCUCAGCCGACUUCCGUCUGGCACCGACCCGCCCCGGAGCACCCCCCGGCUGUGAAGCCGUCACUGCCGGCAGACCCUUACGAAUACCUGGCGCACCACCACGGCGACAUCGUGACCGACGAGCGCCCCCUCCACCGGCCCCCCUGGGCGCCCCCUCCCGGCAGUGCCGAGGUCGGAGAGGGUGGCGGCGGCCUCUCCCACCCCCAGCAGCACGGCCCUGCCAGACCCGGCUACGCUUUCCCAGCGGAGCCCUCGGGGCCGGACUCGCUCCACCCGCACCACUACCGUCAGCCGCACCACCCCCCCAGCUACCCAGGUGAGGCGGACGGUGAGUGGGUGCUGCUGUCCAGCACCAGGGGCUACUCCCUGCCGCCACACCGCCGCCUGCACCAGCGCGCCGUCUCCUUCAGUGCGAGACCCGUCACCCUCAGGAGGUCGGUGCGGCUGACGGUGCUGCCUGCGCAGAACGGCACGACCGACACGUCGACGUCGCACGGCGGCCUGCUCGAGGUGCACAGCUCCUUCAACAGCGUCGAGCAGGACGUGCACGACCGCGAACACGACCAACAGAAUGGCCCGGUCCCCGCACAAGACAUCCCCGUGUUCACCGGCUUGCCAGCACGUCCCACUCUGGCGUCUGUGCCAGUAUUGCAAGGUGUUGGCAGUGGAGCCAACUUGACAACACAGUUUGGCAUCCGCCCACUACAGCAGCAGCUCGUGCACGUGGUGUCGGGUAGGAAGGGCACCAAGCCGAAUCCGGGCCGUGCACUAUUGGCAGCAGUAGGUGCCGGGGUGUUACCUGCUACCGUGGCCAUGUUGGUACCCCUGGCACUCGGACGCCGAAGGCGGAGGAGCAUCUACGGAGGGGAAUACCCCAGUAAGGACUGGCUGCUUGUUCCAGACACUACCACAUUCAGCAGGGAACAGACUGCAUCAGCCAGGAGACCAAAUCAACAUCACCAGAAGAGGUUCUAGCUGCUAUCACCACGUGUUCAACAAAUGGCACUGCUGUAACUCCGUCAUUAAUGAGACAUUGUGUGGCGUUACAGUCAAAAGAGGUCAUUGGCAAACUGGGUGCUGCUAACAAACAGUGGAUGUUACUAAGACAUGAAGGUCCUCACUAGCAAAAUAACUCAUCAUUUUUGGAGUUCCGUGCUCAAGUUGGUAGGCUCUUUGGGUUGUCUGAAGUAUAGAGUUCCUAAAUUCAUUACUUCUCCAACAUCGUGGUUUUGUAUCUGUCCCUUCCCACCUUCACCCACACACAUGUGUAAAUGUAAUUUAGGUAUCAUAGUAAGUUCAUUAUGUGUCAUGAUCCCUCAAAUAUUUAAUCUCAAAUAUUCAGGUAGAUUACGUAAAGCAGCGAGGAUAAAAUAUUAUACAGUUGUGCUGGAAUUUAUACUUGUGGUACUUCAUGGCUCUGGAUGCAACCACUUUGACUGCAGCAGGAUUUCCAGCCACUCAGCCAACCGCUGGACCUCAGUUUAGCAUUAUUUAACCAUCACAUCACUUCACCUUAUCUUCUAAACUUUCCACUCCUCUCACACAAUUUGUUACCAUCGAUAUUUCACCUGAUAUGCCAGUCUCUCCUUUCUUCCAGGAGUGCGGGGUACUGCAAUGAGAUCGUCUAUCAAAGUUUGGAAACAAGGACAUAUUUACUGGCAGUAGUGAAACUGUUAUCAAUGGUGCCCAGCCAGCCUAGUUGAUAAAAGCAUUGCACAUGAAAGGCAAGUUUCCAGGUUCCAGUACCACUCCAAGACACAGUUUUAAUCUGCCAGGAAGUUUCAACUCAGUGUGUACCACACGUCUAUGAUGUUUCUUCUGUUGAUCUCAAAAUUUCAAAUGCUUGUGUGUUGUUACCAUCUGCACUGACAAAAAAUGUGGAGGAUUACCAAAAACCAAAACACAAACUGGCCAGUGUAACAUACCAACAGUCAUAAUAUCAUAUACAGAUUGAUCUAACACUGACUCAACACCAUCUGUCUCUGUCUCUAUUGAUCCAGUUAUCAACGCACCACUAGACCUAAUUUUUUUCAUUUCCCUGCACCAACACCAGUAUUAAGCUAUAAGAACAGAUCACUUUUUACACGUGAAGGGGAAAAAAGGAAAUGUUUAAGAGUUGCAUACAAACAAUACUCAAGAAAAUAAUUAAUGCAUCCACUUACCUGGUGCCAAAACAUGCCGAUGGGGGCAUUUAGUGCUUCCGUAUGCAAUUAAAAGUGGACUCCAUCCUCAACCUUUUUGAAAAUGUUAUCAGGGUAGAUAGGGAAUACAGGAAAUAGGUGAAAGAGAUGAUAAUCAGUUCUGGAUGAUGACAGCUAACAUGUUCAAGAAAGAACUUUGAAUUAUCAGCCCUUUUCCAGUAAAAUAUCACAAGUACUCAGGAGUAAACAUGCUAAAAUUAUCAUCCUGUCACUCUCAUUUACAUUUUGCAUGUUUUUCUCCAAAAGUCACUGCCUUCAUAGCUUCAAACAUCCAAUACCUCUCUAUCCUCUGUUCCGUACUGUGCAGUAGCUCUCUAGCGAACAUCCCAACCUCCACAGCAGCUAGUUUGUUUCUGUGGUCCUUUUCCUCAGCAAGUAUAUAAACAUUUGUUUUAUAAAUUCAAACAUGUUUUCCUCUCAGGGAAAAAUGGUUUAGCUACAGCCCAGGAAAUGUUUGCAGAAUUAAGUUCAGAUUGAGCUAUUUUGGAAACUUCCGAAGAAACUAAAAUUGGUUAUCAAGCCAGUACUCAAAUACAGAUCCUUCCCUUCACAGGCAGUCCUCAUAUCCACUGAGAUAUCCAGGUACAACUCACAAAUUCCAUCUGCCAGUGCAGACUUUCCAAAGCCCUGUAAACCUCUUCUACUAACAUAACUGGUGUGCAUUUAAUUUGUCACUGAUUUUAUUUUAAAAACCAUGUCCCCAAUUUGCUACUGCUAACCACUGUAAAUUGUAGACAUUCCAUCUAGUUUGCUUUAUGCAGGCAUUUUACAAUGCAUCUCCAUUGUAUUACUGACCUAGUGCAAGUGACGCAGUGGGUACUUUCAAAGUCAAUGUUUAGUAACCUGUUCAUUAGAGUUUCCUUUUACCACAUAUCUGUCAAUCUUUAGGCACUUCCUUCAGGUUUUGGUUUGUAGUUCAGAUUAAAUGAAGCCUUUAAUACCAAUUAACCAACUUACAAUCAAACCAUAACCUCUGAACGCAAUCUAGGCCUCAAGCUGUGCUACAGAUCAAUAUUCCACCACAAGCAAGAUUUCUUAUUUCACAUUCAUUGACUUUGUCAACUCUCAGUCAGAUUGCCACCUUUCAUCCUAAUGUAGAGCUCAGGCUACACUAUAGAUCAGCUUGCCACCACAAUCUACAUACCAAAAAAUAAUACAGAUACAAGAAAUAUUUCUAACUUUUUAGUCUCUAUUCUAUUCCCAUUUGAGUAAGUAAGAUUUCAUAAGCAAUGACAUCCUUAUAUCACACGGUGAAGCCAACAUGCAGUACUGGUAGGUUCAGUUGACCAUACAGUUCCAUACCCACUUUUUUGUAAUCAGAGUUAAUGAUUCCAUGAGACAAAUAUUAAAAUGGCAUGUCCGAUGUCUCACAAAUCAUAAUGAGCACAUUUUACAGAAGAGAUGGUGAUGUAUAACAAGAAAGUUUCCAACUUAAAUGCCUGGUUACCUUGCUAUAGUCUGUGACUAUUCCAAAUGCAUUGAUAUAUUGUGUGAAUGCAUUGUUAUAUUGUGUGAAUGGGUAAUGUAUUUAAGCUUCUAAACUUUCAGUGUACUGCCUGCUUUUGCAUCCUUUACUCUUUUUAAUCUUGUAUGUAUGCUGUUCCAAUUAGUACAGUUUUCCAAAACACUGCCUACACCUUCAAGUUAAAACAAAUACAAGCAAGUUACCAAUCUGCCAUAGCAGUGAUGGUGAAGAUCGUAGAAUUGUAAUCACAGCUGCUGCUAUGGUUGUGACUGUAGCUUGUCUCUAUGAUCUGUAUUUAAUACUAAAACCUGCACACCAAAGCAACUGCCUCAGAUUUUUGUAGGUUACAGACAAGUAGAGUGCACUGAAAAAUUUCAUGAUUUUCACUAUUUUGCCACCAUUUUCCUCCUUUUCAUGAGAUUUAUUUAUAUUCCGAUGUACUGUUGUACUAUUGUUAAGUAUUACAUGUUUUGUUUAGCAGUAGUAUUUAUUGUGUGAGGAACAAGUUGAGUGUGGAGAGAUACGGGGAGAGAGAGAGAGAGAUAAUGCGUGUGUGUGUGUGUGUGUGUGUGUGUGUGUGUGUGUGUGUGUGUGUGUGUGU